AUGUUCACAUUGUCAUUCUUUUCAAACUUCAGAAAACGUGGAAUGAAUACUUCACAUCUUUUAUUAUAUCAAAUUAAAAGCACACUUAGCGAUGGCAAAAUCCCCCUUUCUAUCAAUCUAUUCUUUAAUCGAGCUAAGCAUACAGAUAGUAAAUUAAAGCCUUCGAUAUCAUUUCCCCUUGAGCAACAAAGUAACACCAUGUUCUUUCCACAACCAAGUAAUAUUUCAGGACAAGAUAGAAAAGACCCAACAGCCGGAAGGACCUUUCAAGUUAAGGGAAAUGCCGGUAUAGUUUAUAGAAGAUUAUGGGGAGUGUUAACUGCGAAUCAAAUACGUCGAGAAGUUCGAGAAAAUCGGUACUAUGAAAAGCCGACUGUUAAGAGAAAAAGAUUAGCGAGAGAAAGGCAUCGUAAAUUAUUCAAAGAAGCAGUUGCCAAAAAAGUGACAUUGAUCAUGCAAAUGAAACAGAG
This is a messenger RNA of Ambispora gerdemannii, 470 nucleotides long. NCBI's taxonomy places the organism in Eukaryota, Fungi, Glomeromycota, Glomeromycetes, Archaeosporales, Ambisporaceae. The record is from the annotation of a GenBank genome assembly.